Lytechinus variegatus (green sea urchin) is the source of this 1428-nucleotide messenger RNA. RefSeq lists its product as uncharacterized. The transcript is spliced from 4 exons. The record is from RefSeq and is a predicted model, not a curated record. Bases 94 to 654 code for a protein of 186 amino acids. NCBI's taxonomy places the organism in Eukaryota, Metazoa, Echinodermata, Echinoidea, Temnopleuroida, Toxopneustidae.
AUUCGUGCUAUAGCAUCGAUUGUCGUUGCUAUCAUUAUCUCAAUUGGCGUAAUCAUCUCAGCGGUCAUCCUUUCUCGUGGAGAUUAUGGGGGUAUGGCGAACCAAUGUAUAACAGUUGGAGGGAGAGAUCAAGAGAAAGCGAUGGAAAGCAGUAUGGAAAAGAACAUAGUGAUGACGGAAGGAAGCGGGGAGGUUGGCAAACAGAUGAUGCGAUACAACUACGACUCUAAUACGAUUCUUGUAGAAACGGCUAAUAUCAGUGGUUCCAGUCGGGCUAACGUCGCCAUUGACUUUGACAGGGCCAUAGUAAUGAUUGAAGUACAAGAUGAAUGUUUGGCUUCAUCACUGCAUGGAGAUAUGAUGAACAUGGCAGAUAGAAUCAUUGGAUUUAUGAGAACAGAUCAAGAGGUGAUCGAUAUAGCUUCAGCACGCAUCGUAAAUCUAAACUAUGAACGAAUAGGUGUCAUCCCAGCCGGUUACGUCACUCUUUCAAAUGGACCAAUCGUACGAGGGUUAUGUGCAGGAGAUGAAUCUUAUUGGACCGAACGAACUGGAAUGACAGCUGGCCAAGGCGGGCGGAAGAAACGACAGGCUUCGUCUACAUUCUCAAUCCAAAUAUGCAUUUUCCAAUUUUGUUUCUCAUUUUCCUUUUAAUCACUAAACCAUUCCACUGAGAAUCCCGAGUGGGGAACUAAUGUCUUUAUUUCUGUUAUCAAAAUAACUUCUUCUUUAUAUUUUGAUGGAUUGUCAUUAAUGGGGCCCAGUGGCGUAAGUUCAGUCUGAGCAAUUUGUGUGUGUGUGUAUGUGGGGCGGGGGUGAUAGAAAUAUAUUGAGCUGAAAAUUAAAAAAAAAAUAAUUUGUCUGCACAAGUUCAUUAGAAUUAUUUCGACCACUUUACUUUGCUCUGUUAAAAAUGAAAUAAAUUGAAAUUGAAAUAGUUGCACCUAGUUUCAACCGGUACCGCAGGCCCGCAUUGGGUGAUUGAGGUGCUAACAUGAACCUCGGGUAUAGUCUAAUACCCUGUCACACUUCAUCUUUAUCAAAAUGUUCGCAAAUUUAAACCUGCUCGGCAAUGAAAAAAAUAUUUUUUCUUGUUCACAUGUGUGUAAGAGUGCGUCUUGUAUAAGUAUGAGACAAUAAAACUACAUUUUACUUGCGAUAUUAUCUCUAAUAGAGUUUAUAGGAUCUGGGAAAAGUCUAAGUAGAAAUCGUAAGUGUUCAAGGGUCUGUUAAAAGCAAAAUAAUUGCAUCGAAUAUUAUGAACAUGUUACGCUUGUCAUGACACUCAAUGACUAUUUUGCCGGAUUCCGCAAGGAAAACAUGUAACUUGUAAAUUAAUAUAAUACGUUCUAAUGUGGAUUAGUGAGUACACUAACAAUUGGAUGCAUUCUAAUAUUUUUGAUUACAUAUUAAAAAAAAUGUAAUGAA